Messenger RNA from Lecanosticta acicola, 1269 nucleotides. The record is from the annotation of a GenBank genome assembly. Lineage: Eukaryota; Fungi; Ascomycota; Dothideomycetes; Mycosphaerellales; Mycosphaerellaceae.
AUGGCAAGUGUACGUAUGCUGAUGCGGCGGAGGAAGCGACGAUGAGGUGAAGUCGGAGAGGGAAAGCUGACCUGAGGUGACCUGUCUGCCAGCACGGAGUUCCCCGCGUGUCCGCCGCACACCUCCUCGACAAGAGCGACCAGGCGCGUGCCAAAGAACGGAAGCAGAUCGAAGAGUACAAGGCUCUGGAGAAGGAAGUCACCGACAAGGUAGACUCACUCUCGUCGCAUGUCGCACGUGUAGAGUAGUAAUAACCCCAAGCUACAGAUCAGAUCCGGCGACUACUCCAACACCUCCCUCCAGCUCACCUCCAAACUCCUCUCCCGCAACCCCGAAUACUACACCAUCUGGAACCACAGACGCCUGAUCCUCCAAGACGUCUUCGCCAGAGAGCUCGCCGCCAACACAUCAGAGACUCGGCUUGAAGAAGCAGACGCCGCUGCAGCACGCAAAGACGGCCUCACAGUCGCCCAACGCGAAAUCACACUGCUCAUCAAGGAAGACCUCCAAUUCCUCAUCCCGCUGCUCAAACAAUACCCGAAAUGCUACUGGAUCUGGAACCACCGAAGAUGGCUCCUGACAACCGCGACCACACACAUCCCCUCCCAUGCCUCCGUGCUGCUCUGGGAGGCUGAACUAGGUUUGGUAACCAAGAUGCUCUCACUGGACAGUCGCAAUUUCCACGGCUGGGGAUAUCGUCGCGAAGUAGUCGACAACUUGGGAAAGCUAGGGGGAAAGAGCAUGGUCGAGCCCGAGUUUCAAUACACCACCAAGAUGAUCCAGAGCAAUCUGAGUAAUUUCAGUGCUUGGCAUAACCGCGGCCAGCUCAUCCCACGGCUACUGAAUGAGCGCCAUGCCGGAGCAGAGGAACGGAGAAAGCUCCUGGAUGAAGAGUUCGAAAUGAUCACAAAGGCCCUGUAUACCGAUCCCUACGACCAGAGUUUGUGGAACUAUCAUCAAUAUCUCAUGUCUGCGUUCGAUCCGACGAAUCCCAGAGGCCCGGAGAUUCUCACCAACUGUACAAAUGCAGAUCGGCUUUUCUAUCUGGAGCAGGAGAUUGACGGUAUUCGCGACAUGCUGGACGGUGCUGAGGAUUGCAAGUACAUCUACCAGGCCUUGCUGGACUAUUCGAGACGAUAUCUUGAAAUCGAUGCCGGGAACAAGAAGGUGACGACCGCAGAGAUGAAGGGCUGGCUUGAUGAGCUCAGAAAGAUUGAUCCUCUAAGGGAAGGCAGGUGGAAUGACCUUGCCUUGAAGUUGGACCUCUGA